Molecule: messenger RNA, 2856 nt
Organism: Acanthamoeba castellanii str. Neff
Lineage: Eukaryota; Discosea; Longamoebia; Acanthamoebidae
Exons: 8
Coding region: 1-2856 (951 amino acids)
Source: RefSeq, a predicted model, not a curated record
AUGGAAAAGGCCUUGGGUGGUGGUGCUCACACCCAAGAGGAGCAAAUACUGGACAACUUCUUCGAGGAGGGUCCCUAUCCGCUUCGCCGCACCUCGCUCCGCCUCCCCUCCGCUUCCCCGACCCUCCACGAGACGGCCGACGCGGCAUCGGAGCUCGCCGCCGCCCCUCCUUGCCGCCCCGUGGUGCUGCGGUACAUCCAGCAGCAGCAGCUCGCCGCCGGCGCCCCUCCUCCUCCUCCUCUCGUGACGGAGUGGUUGGUGGACGACAUCCUGCCGCUGCUGCCCGCGUCUGCCCUCCGCCUCCUCGCCCUCGCCCAGCGCUACACCCUCGUCACGCUCUCUACGCCGCGCCGCCGCCGCCACCACCUUCACUCCGCUGGGCCGCCGCCGCCGCCGCCGCACGAGGGCGACGAGGGCCUCCGCACACAGCGCGUAGGCACGGUGAGCGAUGCAACCCUUCGCCGCCUCCUCGCCGACGCAGUCGCGGCCUCGACCUCGUCCGGCUCGGUCGACGACGGCGACGGCGACGGCGGCAUCCCCGUCGUGCACGAGCUCCUCGCCGCUCUCGCUCUCCGCCUCCCUCCCUCCCCUUCCCUCCUCUCCCGGAGUAGGGAGGACGGCGGAGAAGACGAAGAGGAUCUGUGGGUGGUGCAGGAGCCCGAUGGGCACGCGGAGGCGGGCGAAUUCCUGAAGCCGGCGCCCGUUGUGCGAGUGCACGGGCGGCACCGCAACCUCUUCGGCCCGGGCCAUCAGCACUCGGAGCACCGGAAUGGCGAGGGCGAGGGCGAGGAGCAGCAGCUCAUGUGCCGCGUGUCGCUGCUUACCUUCGAUCCGCAGCUCCAGCUGCCCGUGUCGGCCGACCACGUGCUCGAGGGCAUCCUCACCACCUCCGUCGAACCGGACGGGCUCGCCAAGUUCCCCUCCCUCAAGCUCCUCCCCGACACCGACGCUGCGCGUCCCUUUCCCGCAAGCACCACGUCGUCCACCGCGGCCACCACCACCACCACCACCACCACCACGUCGUCCACCGCGACAACGGCCAUCACCACCUACUCCUACUACUGCCUGGAGUUCCAGCUGUUUGCCCUCCCCUCCAAGCUCGAUCCGCUGGUGGGCGCCGACGCCUUCUCCCUCGACUCGUCGUGCCCCUUUUCCGCCCUUCGCGCCCGCUCCCUCCUCGUGCGCUCCCCUGCUCAUCACUCCGCUCCCGCCUCGUCGUCCCUCCAGCCCUUCUCCUCCUCCUCCUCCUCCUCCACCACCUCGCCGUCCCCGUCGUCGUCGUCUCGCAAGCGUCCGGCCUCCGCCCUGAGCGAGGCCGCCACGGGGAGGCAUCCGUCCGCGGACGACGGCUACCACCACCCCCAUCCCCGCCACCCACAGGAGGGGGUCGAGUGUGACGGGCUGGGGCAAGUGGCGGGCACCACGCCCCUGAGCAAGCGGUCGAGGGGCGGCCCACCCGACGAGCCCUCGCCCGCCCUGAGCGAGGCCGCCACGUGGGGCCAUCCGCCCGAGAUCAUUCCGGGCAUGCCCCACCACCACCACCACCACCAGGCAGCUGCUGCUCUCGACUACGACCCGCCCCUGUCCAUGCACUCGUCCCACCACCACGCUGCUGCCGCGGCGUCCAACGUUGUCGGCUCCAGGUCGUCUUCAUCAUCGGAAGGCGGCGUCGACCUGUUCUGUGUGCCGGUCUCAACUCCCCCCUACUUCUCCUCCUCUCUCAUCGCUUCGUCGUCGUCCUCAUCGUCCUCCUCCUCGUCGUCGUCGUCGUCGUUGUCGUCGUCGUCCUCCGCUACCCCCACCCCCACCCCCGCUUCCUCCUACUCGCUCCCUUCGGACUCAUUUCCCUACCCGGUGGGCCUGCCCUCCUACACGCCCGCCAUCGCGACCGAUGAGCUGGCCUCUCCGGACCCGCACGCCCACAUGGCGGUGGUGUCGCCCUACCAGCCGAUCCCCGCGCGGCAGAUCACCGCCUCCCUGCAGCAGGCCGCCGCCACGGGGAUGCAGCACGCCCUUUCGCACACGCACCCCGGCGGCGUCGACGGGGCGCUUCCCGUGUGGGGCGAGGGCGACAGGGUGGAGCUGCUGUCUGCGGCCCACCAGGGCGCCGCCCAUCCGCCCACCGGCGGUGUCGACGGAAACAGCGUCCGCUGGGGGGAGGAUCCGAGCUCCCUCUCCCCGGCCGCCAACCCGCAGCAGCAGCAGAUGCAGACCGCUGCGUUCGUCUCCCGCAUCUCGGAGCACUACGCCAAGCUCGUGCAGGGGCAGGGCACGCCGCACCUCGCGCCUGCAGCGGGCCUGCAGACGCCGCCUCCCAUCCACAUCCGAUCAGCCAUGGCCUCCCCCAACAAGCAGCAGCUGCCCUCCCACCAGCAGCACCCACACCACCAUCACCACCACCAGCAGCAGCACCACCCGCUGCACAGGUCGCUCACCAAAAAGGAGCCCAACGCGCUGAUGCCGCAACCUUCGUCGUCGUCUUCGCCGCUGCUCGAGGGCUCCACGUCGCCACUGCUCAACAACCUCCUGGCCGCCCACGCCGCGCCUCCUUCCGCCGGGCAAGGGCAGGGGCAGCAGCAGCAGCAGCCGGGAGGGGGCCAAGGGCGCAUCGACAUCACGGACCUGCUGCAGCUCCCGCAAAACGAGGCGGCGGCGCGCCUGCACAUGUCCAACGCCACGUUUUCCAAACGCUUCCGGCAGGCCAACGACAACAAGCGCUGGCCCUUCCGCGCCCUCCAAGUAAUCGAGAAGCAGCUCAAGGACGCCAUCGCCAAGGACCAGAAGGCCACAGUCGCCGCACUCGAGGACAAGAAGCGCCUCCUGCUCAGCCCCGCCUACAUCUCCCUCAAGAAGUAA